UGGUGCGUAUUGUUUCUGGAGCCCCUGCUGUGAAUCGUUGAAUCAUUUAUAACAAUAAUACUCAAAUAAUUAACUAUAUGAAUUAAUACUGAACAAUUAAUACGCGAGUCUUUAUAAUUCGCCGUUCUAUGAAUUCGGUCGUUGCUUGUUCCAGCACAAUUUCAUUAUGCACAUCUGUUUAAAUCGAUUUGCAAGCCAAUAGAGAAUGAAGUAUUAGAAGGGAUUCCGAAGGGAAAUGUGGUAAUAAGGAAUUGGUUUAUAGUCAUUUGCUUUCAUUAGAAGCUUCUUUAGUGUUCGAAAAAUUAAUAUAUUAGAGUUUCGGCACUUUCAAUUUCACUGGAGUCCAUCAGUUAUGAGUAUCAAAUGCAAUUUAUGAUGACUCAACCAGCAGUCUUCGUCAGUAGUAAAUAUAUAUUGCGCUCCUUAGAGCUGUUUAGUAUUUCUAAAAUCAUUCUAAUCGUUAACCAAUUUUAUUGUAAAAAGAGCUAAUCCAAUAAGGAGAAUAAUGAAUUGAAAUGUAUGUCUAGAGAAGCGAAACCGAAAUAUGUCUGAAGAAGCGAAAUUAAUGUGCGUCUGGAGAUGCGAAAUCCAUGUCUGAAAAUGAGGGUCGAUAGUGAGCUCAGGUUGACGUGUAGUCUCAUUCAUUACACCAGCUCCCGAGGCCGAUGAGGAAGCGGCGUUUCCUUGAAAGAUGCGUGCCAGUUCUUGGAAAUGCUCGCUGCACUAAAAGUUAUGCUACAGGCGCAAUCUGGUUGGAUACAAGGGAAAAUGACAGGUGUUUUUUCAACUAAUUCAAUGUUUUUGACACUUUCACACUCAGAAGUGUAGCAAUAACCGACACUUAACUGGUAUAUAUAGUGGGAAUAUUAUGGAGAAUUAGCUUCGCGAUUCAUGGUUGAGACACUUUUGGUAGUAUAAUGAGCCAGAGCGAAUGAAGAUGGACGUUGAGAAAAAGUUGUAUGAUCGAUUACUUAGAUCGAAGAUGUUAUCUGAUACCAGACCAGAGUAACAAGGUUCUUGCAUUAAUAAGGAUAGAAAAACCUAUCGUUUGAAAUUUCAUUGCGGGUAAUGCGCUGAAUAUUUUCGUGUUUUCUUCUACUGCGAAAAAUAUUCAGCGCAUCUUCUACUACGUGUUUUCUUCUUCUACUUCAUUUACAAUAAAGCAAGUAGUUUAACUUGCAAUACCAACUGCUGUACGUGCACAAUCUUUGUGAAACUCUUUGAACGGUUGAGCUUUGGAUCAGGAUAACACGUUUUUUCAAACGUUUAACAGGAAACAAAACCUGCUUGCGUAAUGUUUUCCAAGAACUUGUCUUUCUGACAAAUAUAUCUUCGAGCUUGCUGAGGGCAAACAAACAAAUCGUUAAAAAAAAUCGUAGUCACGCUGGUUGUCGGAACCACGAAAAAGCUUCACAGCGAUACAUAUUAACUGUGGAUAAUUUGAGAUUCUCUUUUAAAGUUGUUUAAUGGACUCGAGAUCUCGGCUUUGAGAAAAGAGCUUGGGAUCAGUUCCUUCAGAAUGUGAAUUUCUAAUUGUGCCAUCACAUAGAACGUCCCCCCGAGCUGUCUUGUAGCCUCAACCAAUAAUCUAUGGAGAUCUUCAAUAUUUCAUCCGUUCAUGACACAACGCCCAUUCCGCCCGAAGGCAGUAUUGAUACAUUCAUUAUAACGGAAUUGCAAGAAACCAGCAUUCUUCCCUACAGUAAGGCUAGCAUCCACACUGGUCUGUUCGUCGUGAGUCUUCUCUUCUUCAUUUUCUUCAUACUGAUCAUCGCAUCCAUCACACAGUGCAAGAGAAGCCUCAGAAUUCCUCACGAAGAGUUUGUAUUGGUGCAGACCAGCGCCGUGCCCAGCUACAUGACCAUUGUUGACACUCGAUCCCAUCCCGGUACUGACUUCCACCUGUACCCUAGAAAUCAAAAGCCUUCAUCAUCAAACAACAUUAACUACAACAUAUAUCCUGCACAAGAUAAGCCUCCAAGUUACCAGUCAACAGUUCAAAACGAGGAUCCUCCUACCUACCAAUCUGCAAACGAACACCUGAGAACCCAAGCCUCGACGACAGAGUCUUCUACAACUCCCGACAUAUCUCAAGGUGCGGUUCCAAAAAGGCAGGUGUCUUCGAACAAUCCAUUCUUGAAGAAAACUGUCUCUGAUUCUAAGAAAUCAAUUGACGCCGAUGCUGAAAACUUCACUGACGAUGAAGUGUUCUACGAAGCGAGUUCUUGCACCUCUGCAAAAACUGAAGUACAGUCUUCAGAAAAUAAAACAAGAUCUAAAUAGCCUCGGAUGGAACUCAUAUUGAAUACAGCUUUCAGCGUCAAUGCGAUUAAUUACAUUUGAAUUAACUAACGAUAAUUUUAUGCAAAAUCAUAGGAUAAA
Messenger RNA from Hyalella azteca, 2382 nucleotides. RefSeq lists its product as uncharacterized. The record is from RefSeq and is a predicted model, not a curated record. NCBI's taxonomy places the organism in Eukaryota, Metazoa, Arthropoda, Malacostraca, Amphipoda, Hyalellidae. The transcript has 2 exons. Bases 1591 to 2283 code for a protein of 230 amino acids.